Messenger RNA from Cydia splendana, 2220 nucleotides. Its product is annotated as muscle segmentation homeobox-like. Gene Ontology annotation, cellular component: nucleus. Gene Ontology annotation, molecular function: DNA-binding transcription factor activity, RNA polymerase II-specific; RNA polymerase II transcription regulatory region sequence-specific DNA binding. Bases 601 to 1611 code for a protein of 336 amino acids. The transcript is spliced from 3 exons. NCBI's taxonomy places the organism in Eukaryota, Metazoa, Arthropoda, Insecta, Lepidoptera, Tortricidae. The record is from RefSeq and is a predicted model, not a curated record. Gene Ontology annotation, biological process: embryonic morphogenesis; regulation of transcription by RNA polymerase II.
AAAAAUGCAUAACAUUAAUUUUGGCGCAAUCAAAACACCAAUAAAAUAAAAUCACAAAAAGCUCCUAAUUAUCGAAAGGAUUCAAACAAAUAAAUCAUAUCGCAAAUAUUGUCAGCGGUACACAGUAAAUCACCAGCCUAAUUUGAAACGGAUCCGUGCGCUGCGUCAAAAUUUAGCUCUCGCGGCACUAAUCUCAUAAAGGGCUCCAGCACCGCUCAAUAGGAUUUAACAAGCGGCAUUCACGACUCCUCAUUAUAUUUUUAUACUUUAUACCUUUAGUGGUGGACAUAAAGUGCGCGAUCAAAACGCGCGAACCCCUACAAAAGGUAAUUAUGUUUUGAUUCCUACAAAAAAUCGAGUAUCACAAAGGAGACUAACGAGAUAAGAGCGUGCUAAAUCGCUCCCCCUGCGGCCCGCGCGCGGAUCAAUUCUCGGCCGAACGGUCGAUUGGCUGAGCGGGACGACUCCACGGGGGGCGGAGCCCUGCCCGGCCCGCCUCGAGGGCCUCCGCCGCUCCGGCCGCCAGUCCACCUCCGAGCGCCCGCAUGCGUACACGACACGAUCCCCCAGUGAACUGUGCUAAAUGGAACUGAACGUUCAAUGUUAAAGAAACAAAGCUACGAAGAGAAAGAAGUGAAUAUGGCGAUAGAAAGUGUUUCGAGGUACCCCAGAAGCCCGGCGGAGGCUACGGAGCCGCCGAAGCCUUCGAGGAUAAGCUUUAGCGUGGCUUCCAUACUCGCGGACACUAAAGCUAAUGAGGAGACUGCUGAAGUUCUGAGGCAUCAUAGGAGUAUUCCGGAAUCUCCUCUAAGACAGUCACCGUCGGCUCAGCCCGAGCUGCCAGGUGGAAAGUCGUUGUCUCCGCGGCCUUCUUCGCAAACGCCUCCUUUGAAUUUGAACGCCUCAGCGACGGUGACAUCUUCGGAUGACGAAUACGAAGACGGUUCGAUAGUUGACGUGGAAGAUUUGAAUUUGCGGAACGGUCAGAGCGAGGACGAGGAGCGGUCGAAGGAGGAGAGGUUAGGGCCGGUGCGGCCGACGCCGUUCAGCGCGCUGGCGGCGGCGGCGGCGGCGUACCACGGGCUGGGCGGCUGGCCCGGCGCGCCCUCCGUCGUGCCUUCCUUUGGACCUCUGUUCCCUCCACACUUUAACGUUGGACACAUAACAGACGCCAACGGCGGCCCUCCGAAGCUGAAAUGCAACCUGCGCAAGCACAAGCCGAACCGCAAGCCGAGAACACCCUUCACAGCGCAGCAACUUAGAGCGCUCGAGAGCAAAUUCGUCGAGAAACAGUACCUUAGCAUCGCUGAGCGCGCCGAGUUCUCGUCAAGCUUAGGGUUAUCUGAAACUCAGGUAAAAAUCUGGUUUCAAAAUCGCCGAGCGAAAGCGAAGCGGGUGCAAGAAGCAGAGAUCGAGAAACUAAAAAUGGCGCAGUUCUCUCGUCACCCCCACCACUUGUACCCCCACCCGCUGCAGCAGUACUUCCACCCACAUCACCUGAUGGGGGGCCGACCUUUGCCCCCGAUGGGCAUGCCGCCCCAUUUAGGCAUGGUUCAAAGCCCCGUGUCAGGAGGCUCGCCAUCACCUAGUACGCAAACUGGCCCGCAAUAAGAAUAUCAUUAUUCAAAAAAUGUGGGACUGACAAGUAAAAUGAGGAAUACAAAGAAGAUAACUAAAAUACAGAUACUUAGAGCUGCAGUAAGUGAUCAAAUUUAAUGGGACUUAUUUUAUUUGUUAUUGAGUAAGAAGCUCACGAUAGGUAACUUUGUAGGUAUUAGAUUUUUUUCUAUCAAUGAUUUAAAUGUCUAAAAGCUUAUCUGGGAUAAGAAAAGUCAAAUUAUUUGAACAUCUGAUGUGAAUUGAAUUUGGAAUGUAAGGACUCGUUUUUUAUCAGACAAUUGUCGAGUUUAUGUAAAAUAUUCUGUAAAUAUAGUUAAGUUAGAUUUAAAUAGCACCAUAUUAAGGAUUGUAUUAAUUUAAUGUAUUUACGUUGUGUAGAUUGUUUAUUACCAAAUAUUUUAGUUUAUUCGAUUUAUUAUGUUUAACUCUUUCCAAGGCAUUUUUUUCGAUCCUUUUUUAAAUACGACGAAAAAAUAUGCCAUGGAAGUUCGAAUACAGCUAAAGAAAUAUUGUAAAAUAUUUUUGUACAUAAAGUUGAAUGAUAAUUGUAUAUUAUUAUUUCUACUUCAGUAGUUAAAUAUAUAUAUUAUAUUUCUUUCA